UUCGGAAUCGGAAUUACGUGAAUAUAUUUAAAGAAAAAACCGGAUUAAAAAUCACCGUCCUCGCCGGCGGAUCGUUAGAAUCGGCAGCAAGCGGCAGUAGUAGCGCGAGGCACAUCGAGAACACCGCAGCUCAGCCAUGAGAGACGAAUUGAAGUACCUGUCGGGCUUCGGCAACGAGUUCAGCAGCGAGGACGAGCGCUGGCCGGGCUCGCUGCCCCUGGGCCAGAACAGUCCCCAGCGCUGUCCGCGGGGCCUCUACGCAGAGCAGCUCUCCGGCACGGCGUUCACCUGCGGCCGCGCCGAGAAUCGUCGCAGCUGGCUGUAUCGGGCCAGGCCCUCGGUCUGUCACGGGCCGUUCGAGCCCGUCGCGGGCGAGUCGGCGCCCGAGCACCUGACCGCCGACUGGGACAGGACACCGCCGAAUCCGAAUCAGCUACGAUGGAAGCCGUUCGAGGUGCCGACGCGCCAGGACACCGACGAGGUGGACUUCGUGCGUGGACUGCACACGAUCUGCGGUGCCGGGGAUCCUCGCACGCGCGCCGGCCUGGCCGUGCACGUCUAUCUGUGCAACGCCUCGAUGCGCCGCAAGGCCCUUUACAACUCGGACGGCGAUUUUCUCAUCGUACCGCAGCUGGGACCGCUGCUCAUCACCACGGAGUUCGGCCGCAUGCGCGUCGAGGCGAACGAGAUCUGCGUCGUGCAGCGUGGCAUGCGCUUCUCCGUCAAGGUGUACGGGCCGUCGCGCGGCUACAUCCUCGAGGUCUACGACAAUCACUUCCAGCUGCCGAAUCUCGGGCCCAUCGGCGCCAACGGCCUGGCCAAUCCGCGCGACUUUCUCACGCCCACGGCGCAUUACGACGACGAGGACGAGGAUGAGGUCGACGAUUAUCUGAUAAUCAACAAGUAUCAGGGCAGACUGUUUCGGGCCGCGCAGCGUCACAGUCCGUACGACGUGGUGGCUUGGCACGGCAAUUACGUGCCCUACAAGUACAAUCUCGAGCGGUUCAUGGUCAUCAACUCGGUGUCGUUCGAUCAUUGCGAUCCAUCGAUUUUUACGGUACUCACCUGCCCGUCGGACAAGCCCGGCACGGCCAUCGCCGAUUUCGUGAUAUUCCCGCCGCGUUGGUCGGUGCAGGAGCACACCUUCAGACCGCCCUACUAUCACAGGAACUGCAUGAGCGAGUUCAUGGGCCUGAUCAGGGGCAGCUACGAGGCCAAGGACCGCGAGGGCUUUCAGCCGGGCGGCGCGAGUCUGCACUCGAUGAUGACGCCCCACGGCCCGGACGCGGCCUGCUACGAGGCCGCCAGCAGCGCCGAGCUGCGCCCGGAGCGCGUCGCCGACGGCACCCAGGCCUUCAUGUUCGAGACGUACUACGGCCUGGCCGUGACCGAGUGGGCCCUGCGCGGCUGCCAGAAGCUCGAUCCCAAGUACCAAGACUGCUGGCGGGGCUUGAAGAAAAAUUUCAAGACCACGGAGAAGUGAGAGAGAAAAAAAAUAGUAACGACGAU
Messenger RNA from Trichogramma pretiosum, 1509 nucleotides. RefSeq names its product homogentisate 1,2-dioxygenase (gene hgo). Lineage: Eukaryota; Metazoa; Arthropoda; Insecta; Hymenoptera; Trichogrammatidae. Gene Ontology annotation, cellular component: cytoplasm. Bases 137 to 1483 code for a protein of 448 amino acids. The transcript has 6 exons. The record is from RefSeq and is a predicted model, not a curated record. Gene Ontology annotation, molecular function: homogentisate 1,2-dioxygenase activity. Gene Ontology annotation, biological process: L-phenylalanine catabolic process.